GCACCCUUCAUUUAGCUUAGGUUACUUUUACAACACUUUCGAGCAUGCACAUCACAAACCAUGCGUGUUAUUACAUUCUUACCCUUCACUCAACCCUUAAUUCUCGUGUUCCUACCCCGUUCUUCUUCUUCUUCUUUUGCCUCCGCUUUCACAUUCCUCUGAACCUUUCUUGCUUCUUCAAUUCGCACUUUCCAUGGCGGUUUCAAACGGAAUAGAAGUAGAAGCCGUUCUCCACUUCCUCAGAAAGAACGGUCUCUCUCAAGCUGAAUCCGCACUCAGACAAGAUAUCAUCGACAAGAACGGAGCUAGUAGUGAUGAAAACCUUCUUCGAUCCUUCGAUUACGAGAAGUUCUUCUUUCCAAUGGUUCCUCCUCCGCCACCGCUCAAGCUCCGAUCCUUUUCUCUCCUGCCGGAGGAUCGUGCCGGUGCCGCCGCCGGAGCUUCCGGAGCCUGCUCUGUUUCCUCGGAGGAUGAUUUUGUUACUAUAGCUUCGUCUACUUCUCGUGCUCCUUCUUCAGAAUUCAUCAAUCCAUAUGGAAUUAGUUCCUUGUCUCAAACCCAAAAUGAUUCUGAAUCCUCAUCUGAUAGAAUGUCUCAAUUCGGCACAGCGCGUGACUAUCAUGAUUUCGACAUGCAAAAUGAACCAUAUUGGUAUAAUGAAAAGGACGAAGACUAUUUCAUGACUCCGAAUUUCGAAGGGCCUGAUUUCUUUGGGAACCAAAGUGAGGAUAAGUUUGUCAUGACUGCAGAAAUGGAAAACCAACAUGACAAUCCUCUUAGUCUUGCUUUCGACCACAAAAAAUCUGGGUUAGAGGGAAAUGAAUCAAAUGAUAUGUACAUGGACAAGGUAUGCCUUUAUAAUCAUUCCUCUGGAAGGGAUGGAAAUGCGACUUAUUCAAAAGGCUAUAGUCUAGUGGAUGAUAACAAGGAUUUUGAAGCUGAAUCGGAAGGUACGACCAAUAAACAAAUCGUAUCCUAUGGUUGUGAGGUUCCAUUUUGCAAAGGCUGUGAUGGUUCAGGAGAGCCUUGUAACGGGGAUCCUAUGAACUUCAGCUAUCCUAGUUUGAAGGAGAUUCAUCUGAAUGAUUUUCAUUUGAAGGUUGUUGGAGAUAUUAGCUCUUUUGGUUCAGCUCUUGAGCAUGCUGAGAAUGGAAGUUUCAACUACUACACUAAAAAGGACAAAAGUGAAGGCUAUGAGGAUCCGUUCGACAUAACUAUCAAAGUUGCUGGAACAGAUAUACCAAAAGGAGUUGACAACCAUGAAGCUCGAGAUGAUGGAGAUUUCACCGAAGAGUGCCAAGAUCCAGACAUUGCUGCAGAUGGAGAGGUUGCUACUGAUGAUGAGCUCUUAAAGUACACUCAAGAGGACGAAUAUGAAGUAUUUGACCUGAGAAUUAUACACAGAAAGAACAGGACUGGAUUUGAAGAAAAUAAGGAGCUCCCAAUUGUGCUGAAUACAAUUAUCGCCGGCAGGUACUAUAUAACGGAGUAUCUUGGUUCAGCUGCCUUCAGUAGGGUUGUCCAGGCUCAUGAUCUUCAUACGGGAAUAGAUGUUUGCUUGAAGAUUAUUAAAAAUGACAAAGACUUCUUUGAUCAAAGCUUAGAUGAAAUCAAGCUUCUGAAACUUGUCAAUAAGCAUGAUCCAGCAGAUCAACGCCACAUAUUGCGUCUUUAUGAUUAUUUCUACCAUCAGGAACAUUUGUUCAUUGUAACCGAGCUUCUCCGAGCAAACUUAUAUGAAUUUCAAAAAUUCAACCAAGAAUCUGGAGGAGAAGCAUAUUUUACAUUGAAUAGGCUACAGCUCAUUACUCAUCAGGUUUUGGAGGCGUUGCACUACUUGCAUAACUUGGGAAUCAUUCACUGUGACCUGAAGCCAGAAAAUGUUCUAAUAAAAAGUUACAAAAGAUGUGAGAUAAAGGUUAUUGAUCUUGGAAGCAGUUGCUUUCAAUCCGACAAUCUAUGCCUAUAUGUACAAUCCCGAUCCUAUAGAGCUCCUGAAGUUAUGUUAGGCCUUCAAUAUGACGAAAAAAUCGACAUAUGGUCUCUCGGAUGCAUCUUGGCUGAGCUAUGCUCUGGUGAAGUGCUCUUUCCAAACGAUGGAGUUGUGAUGAUUCUAGCGCGUAUGAUUGGAAUGCUUGGUCCUAUUGAUCUAGAGAUGUUGGUUAAAGGGCAAGAUACACACAAGUACUUCACCAAAGAAUAUGAUAUUUAUUAUGUAAAUGAGGAGACUGAUCAAUUGGAGUACAUAAUUCCAGAGGAGUCAUCAUUGGAGCAGCACCUACAAGUUUCUGAUACAAUGUUUAUAGACUUUGUAAGAUACUUGCUUAGCAUCAACCCUAAAAGAAGACCUACUGCUAGACAAGCACUAAAGCAUCCGUGGCUUUCCCAUGUUUACAAGUCCAAAUAGUACGAGUUAUUUUUAUCUUCUAAUUUUUUGUUCUCCCUGCAUAUAGGAAAGCUUGCAAUCACAUUUUUGGUUUGUUUGUAAGCAACAAGAAGAAAAUUCACUGCCUCAAGAUGUAUAUGUUUUGUUUUUGUUCCUUGUUGUAACAGUUUGUUCUUGUACAGAACUUGUGUCCAUUGUUUUUUGCCUUCCAUGGAUGGGGAGGUUUGAGAAUUUUACUAAAAUAACAUUUUUGUUUUA
Messenger RNA from Arachis stenosperma, 2644 nucleotides. RefSeq lists its product as uncharacterized. Gene Ontology annotation, biological process: peptidyl-threonine phosphorylation; peptidyl-serine phosphorylation. NCBI's taxonomy places the organism in Eukaryota, Viridiplantae, Streptophyta, Magnoliopsida, Fabales, Fabaceae. Gene Ontology annotation, molecular function: ATP binding; protein serine/threonine kinase activity; protein tyrosine kinase activity. Gene Ontology annotation, cellular component: cytoplasm. The record is from RefSeq and is a predicted model, not a curated record. The transcript is spliced from 7 exons. Bases 194 to 2407 code for a protein of 737 amino acids.